UCGCGCCCUAAAAAUUACAACAUUCUCGUAGUUUUAAGUGAAAUAUUAUGAGAGUGAAGACCGAAAUGGACGACGACGAGAAGGGAAAAUUGUUUGUCGGUGGGCUAUCGUGGGAAACAACCCAAGAAAAUUUACAACGUUACUUCGGCCGAUAUGGUGAAGUAAUUGAUUGUGUGGUUAUGAAAAAUAGCGAAUCCGGACGCAGUCGUGGGUUUGGAUUUGUAACAUUUAGUGAUCCAGCAAACGUUUCUUUGGUUCUACAAAAUGGUCCUCAUCAACUUGAUGGUCGUACGAUUGAUCCGAAACCCUGUAACCCACGCACUCUUCAGAAACCGAAACGUAGUGGUGGCUUUCCAAAAGUUUUUCUUGGUGGUUUGCCAAGUAAUGUGACGGAGACUGACUUGCGGUCUUACUUUACUCGCUUUGGCAAAGUUAUGGAAGUGGUGAUAAUGUAUGACCAGGAAAAAAAGAAAUCAAGAGGAUUUGGAUUUCUAAGCUUUGAGGAUGAGGAAGCAGUGGACAGAUGCGUUGCAGAGCAUUUCGUCAACCUGAAUGGAAAACAGGUUGAGAUCAAACGUGCAGAGCCGAGAGAUUCCUCAAGCAAGAUGAAUGAUAGUCAUCAGGGUCAAUGGGGUCCGCCUCAACAGGGUGGCCCGCCAAUGGGUAUGGCGGGGAACAUGGGACCGAUGGGUGGGCCGAACGGGCAAAUGGGUGGACCGAUGAUGGGAGGUCCGAUGGGCCCGCCAGGGAAUAUGAUGCAGCAAUAUCAGGGUUGGGGAACCAGCCCACAAACCGGUGGAUACGCUGGAUACAGCACUCAGUACAACACUCAGGGCUGGGGAGCACCACCGGGACCUCCGCAACAGCAGCAGAUACCCCCGCCUCCGCCGCAUCAGUGGGGAAGUAGCUACAACGUUCAGCCCGCGGCAGCUACUCAAGGCUAUGGGAGUUACGGUGGGCCGGCGGCGGCCGCUUCAGGGGGCUACGGGCCCACGGCGGGUACUGGCGGGGCUGCGGGGGGCGGGCCUGGGGGCUCCUGGAGCUCCUGGAACAUGCCACAGAAUGGGCCCCCUCCUGGGACCCAGCCCCCACCCCAGCCCCCUCAGCCCAACUCCUCGCAGCCCAACUCCAACUCGAACCCCUCUGGCCCGCAGGGUGACAUGUACUCGCGACAGAACACUGGCUCAGGUGCACCCGGGUCAAGCAGCAGUUCGGCCAAGACUCCAGAUUACACUGGGUAUUCCGCAUACAGUAAUUAUGCCGACACCACUUAUCCUCAGCGUUCGUAUCAAGGAGGAGAAAGUAAUCAAGGCGCCGGGUACGGAGCUUCAGGCGUUCCUGCUGCACCAGGAACCAACGACAACUAUGGCGGUGGUCCCCAAAGGGGUUAUACGGGAUCUACAUCCGGCUCCAAUUAUCAUCCUUAUCGCCGCUAAAGGGAUAAAACGAAGUCAUUUCUCGGCCAAUACAUCCGGGGUCUCCCUUCGUUUCUUUAUUGCUAAUGACGCAUACAUGUGUGUAUAUACAUACAUAUAUAUAUAUGUGUGUAUACACACACACACACACACACGCACACUACACACACAUGUAUACUUACAUAAUUACAACACACAUAGAUUAUGGAUAGCGGUGAUAGGGCAUGUCCAGUUUACGUACUUUAAGCCUGCGUGGGAAAGAUUCGCGAAAGAUCACCAGAUCUUCAAGACUUCGUGGGAUGAGCGAACGGUUGAUGGACGAGGUGAGAUUGUGGCAUUUCCUCGACGUUGUUGUUUGUGGCAAGCUUUUCUCGAUUUCGUAAAACAGCACAUCCGUUAGCGGAGAGAAAAAUUGCAGCUCGCGCGUUGUUGCAACUUUUGCGGAAGAGCAGUUAGAACGUUCAAGGAACGCGCUCGACAACUUUUGCGGAUGGGGCAAGUUACGUCGAGUAUAAAUUUCAACUUUAUGUACGACACUUCAUUGAUUGGUGCCGCUUGUAAAGUCGUGCGUGUAUCGCGCUACUUUACAGCAAAGUCAAUUGUAGUUGAAAUCGUUUUUAUAGCAUUUGACUUUCUACAACAAAAUUUUCAAAUACGAUUAAUAUAUGUAAAAUUUGCAUUUAUAACAGGAGUUACCUAAAAAAAGAAAAGAGAGAGUAGUAUUAUAUUUGCAAUAUAUAUCUAUAUAAUAACAAUAUCAAUAUCUUUCUUACGUGGAUACGAUAGAACUUUAGAUUCUUUUUUAAUAAAAAUUCAACACCAAUAUUUAAAUCGAGGCUUUCUCAUUGUAGCCAUAUUCAAUUAUAAGCGAGUUCGGAGCGAGAAAUCGAAUAUUUUCUUUUACACUAAGAACGAACAAAAUUGCACAGAAAGAAAUUGCUUUCUUCAUCGCGUUCACUCAAUGUGAUUUCAUAAAAGAUAUUGAAAGUUUUAAUUUAUUUUGUGAAUUAGCAAAUGUCGGUUAACUGUCGUCGAGUUUGUUUUCUCUUAAAAAUAUGUGGUACAAGUUGACUAGUGUAGGUCAAACUACACGUCCGUUUAUUAACUCUUUCACGAUAUAUUUUACCAUUCUGUUAGGUACAUGCGCAUUAUUGCACACACUGAACGCGAAUAAGCGUGUAAAAGAAAGAAAGAGAGAUGAUGAAAUGGUAAGAAAAUGUAAUUUAUUUCGGUGUGUAUUGUAUAAGGAAAAUUUUUAAGCAAUUUCUCGCUUUUAACGUUGUCAUUCGUAUAGCUACAAUUAGAAACUUGUAGCCUCAAAAUAUCUUAAACUACGAUACAUCUGUAUUGAGAAAUAAGUUGCAAAAAUUUAUCAAUGAUGUGUCUCAUGAUUAAUGAUUUCUACAUUAUUAAAAUAUACAAGAUCACGUUGCGCAACAACAUAUGUACAGAAAUCUCUGUAGGUAACAACGUCGUUAUCGAUCACUUGUUCUUCAUGAUUUCGAAGUGCGCACGUUUAUAUGUCUCGCGUGUCUGAAUUAGUUUUUCAAACGGCUAUAAGCGAGGCAUGCUGAACGAUGAAUGCGUAUUUAAUCAUUGACGAAAAUCGAGAAUACGAUCCAGAUUCAGCGUACGCGGAUUGCUGUUAGACCGCGAGCAAAAGAAGUGAUGACUAUAAGUUAGUUAUAGUUGUAAUAUUAAUCGUAAUAAGUAUCGUAAGAGCAAUAAGGAACAUCAAACAGGACAAUUGCGCUAUAGUAGCCAAGACACUGAUGUUAAUGCGCAAGAAAAUAUUUUUUAUUUACCGUACAAUUUCAAAGAUCCCUGAAAGACAAUGAGAUAUAUUCUCAGCGUUAAUUACCGCGAAAUAACCGCGUUAAUAUAUCUCCUUCAUAAUCUCCGGUCCUCUUAUUUUCAUUUGAUUUCAUCCAAUGAUUGCUUUUUCUUCGUCUUUUUUUUUCGUUUCUUUUCAAAAUAACUGUUGCAUGCGCAACGACAGCGUUAAGAGGGAAAGUAAUAGAAAGGGAGAGAACAAACCUAAUGCUUUCCUCUUUUUUCUCUUUUCUUUUAUUUCUACCGUAGGAAGUUUAUUUCCUAGACGUCCUAUUCAUUUUAUUGACUGGAUGAUGCGAGGCUUAUGGAGUUAAAGUAAAAGAAAUUAAGAGGACACGGUUUUAACUAUAGGUAUCGCAUAAUAAACGGAUUGCGGAGACACAAUUUGGAUCAUUUGAUACUCCAUCUUGACGUCUUCUCCUUUUCUAAAGAUUUAUUUCCCUUUAAAUUAAAUUUAUCGCAUGGUAGUUGAGCGAACGAAAAAAUUCGGUUUGUUUUUGAAAUUAUUAGUUUUUUUUUUCUACCAAUUUAUGUCUAUAUACGAGGAAAUUAGCACUGUCGUCUGCGGCUUUUUUUUUACAAGAAUAGAUUAAUACGUUUCUGAAAGAAAUGACAACGAGAUCUCGAUUCUUUUAUUCGUUCGUAAUUGGCGGUUUUCAAGAUAUUGAAAAUCAUAUAAGUACAAAAAUCCGAUAAUAAACGAAUAAAUAUUUAUAUAUAUUUCAGUUUGAAAUUUUAAUGCUUUUCGGUAAGCUUUCACUUCGUCGAAUCCACAUAUUUUCGUAAAUGUCUUUCUGAGAUCCUCUGUAUUCAUUUCAUCGACAGAUUGAAAAUGCAAGGAAAUUAUAACAGCGAAGCAAGGCGAAAAAGGUGUUUUGAAGUGAAAAAAAAGUACCAUUCAAACGCCAAACAUGUUUAUUUAAACGACGGUAGUCUGAGGGAGAACAAGUUUAACGAUUUAGAGACAUUGAUUUAUUUGAUCGUAUUUAUAGGUAUGUACGAUUGUAAGAUGUAUUUGAUAUUGGAUGACUAUACCAGUGUGCGUGUAAGUCACGUGCAGUGAUCUAAAUUUCGGAUGCACCUGCGUUCCGGCACACGUACUUUUCGCGAUAGAAUAUGAUUUUAGUAGUUUAAAGCGACAACGAAGAAAACGCGCGUUAAACGCAUAUGUCGUAGUAAUAUAUUAGUAAUAGUAGUACUAAUAUUAAUGAUUAGG
This is a messenger RNA of Dinoponera quadriceps, 4464 nucleotides long. RefSeq names its product heterogeneous nuclear ribonucleoprotein 27C-like (gene Hrb27C). Bases 48 to 1436 code for a protein of 462 amino acids. The record is from RefSeq and is a predicted model, not a curated record. Gene Ontology annotation, molecular function: RNA binding. The transcript has 8 exons. Lineage: Eukaryota; Metazoa; Arthropoda; Insecta; Hymenoptera; Formicidae.